ACCACAUUAUUCAAAUCAAACAAAUUAACACAACAACUUAUUCUCACUAAAUUAAUUUUUAUUUUUUCUUUAACAUAUAUACACAUAUACAUACACAUAUAUAUAUUUAUUCAAACUCUCACAAUUUCAGAUCUAUACCUCCAUCUUUGAUGAUGAAUGUGUAGAUACGAUUAUUGUUAUAUAUGUGUGUAUGUGUGUGUAUGUGUUAGGUUAGGGUUUUUUCAUUGAAAUGGAGAGUGAUUGGAGAAUUGGAGUCGAGAAUCAUCGCUUCUCGUCGGUGAUUGAAUCGCCGGCGAGGGUUUUUCAGAUUUCGUCGCCGGCGAAUUCUUCGGCGUCUGUGUCGCCGGCGAAUUCUUCGGCGUCUUUCUCGUCGGCUUGUUCGCCGUUCAACGGUAAUGGAAGUGUGGCGGUUGGGGUGGGUGUCGGUGGCUCGAAUUACAUCGAGCAUCGGGUUUCGAAAUUCGAUACUUUAGCUGGUGUUGCGAUUAAAUAUGGCGUUGAGGUGGCUGACAUCAAGAAGAUAAAUGGUCUAGUGACUGAUAUCCAGAUGUUUGCUCGGAAGACUCUUUACAUACCAUUACCAGGAAGGCAUCCUCCAUCUCCCAUCAUGACGAAUGGGUUUGACCAACAAGGUACAAGCAGCUCUGAGCAGACCCCUCCACCUAAGCGACGACAAUCUGAUUUUUUUGAUUCAUUUCAAUCACUGAAGCUGACAUCAUCACCCAAACGGCGAGUCUCUCCAGCCAUGAACAGUCUGCAAGGAUAUUAUGGGCUUAGGCCACCAGAUCAUAAGGCAACAGCUGAAGGAUGUGAGCUUGCUGUUUAUCAGAACGGAGGGUCCCAUCACUUGGCAGAUGGUCAGCUUGGCAAGCCGUCACCUCAUAUGAACCCACCUUUGAGUAUUCACAGAAAAAGUAGAAGUGUAGCUGAUAACUUAAAACUGGAGAAUGGUGGUUUAGCCAAAGGUGUAUCAGAUUCAGCUGCAGGAGAAACUGAUUCUGAUAACUGGAUCGGCAAUUUGGUAAGACGGCGUCAAAAAUCUGAAGCUGACGUUAAUUCGCGAGCGCCAGAGAUGUUACUGAAGGGAGACGCAAGCAAUGGAGGAUUUUCAAAGAUUACGAGUAAAGGUUUAGCAUUGAGACCAAAAGCUGCCAGUCGGAGUACCUCUGGAGUUGAUGGUGAAACAGGAGUUCAAAGUUCUGUUUCUACAGCUGUGGGGGAAUUUUCUCUUAUUGAUAGUCUUACUGGUGUAAAAAAGUCAUCGAGUACACCGAGUUUCCAGGAUUCGGAUUCCAGCCCAUCCAUCUGGUCAACAGUUAAUUGGACUUUAAAGCCAGAUCUACAGGCAUUGUCAACUGUAGCCAUUACAAGACCCAUCUUUGAUGGCUUGCCGAAGCCAAUAAGUAGCAGAAAGAACAAAACAGCCUUGGAUUAGUAAAGUUUUUUUUACCCGUUUCUAAGUUUCCUCGAUAUUUCAUACAAUUUCAUCGACUGGUAAUCCAAAUAGGACAAGAAAGCAGUGCGGGGGAGUAAAUUGUUCAUCGGUUAUAGGAUGAUAGUAUACAAUUUAUGUGGCUGAAUAUACGUUGUAAAUUCUCUCCUAAGGAGCGGCGAUUCAAGUUGAGCAUUGAAAUGCAGGACCAGGAACCAGUCAUAGUGUACGGCUUUACACAGAUACUUACCAGAAGAGGUGCAUGCACCUUUCGAACGUUCUAUAGCAAAUGUAUAUUACAAGUAGCUCUGUUAUUUAAGAUGAAGCAUGGAUAUAAAGUUUACACAUGUAGAUCCGUUUAUUUAAAGAUGAAGCAUGAGUAUAAUGUUAACAUAUGCAGCUACAAUGAUAUAUAUUGUUGUAUCCAACUUGUUGAUUCAUGUUUCA
Molecule: messenger RNA, 1879 nt
Organism: Daucus carota subsp. sativus
Lineage: Eukaryota; Viridiplantae; Streptophyta; Magnoliopsida; Apiales; Apiaceae
Exons: 3
Coding region: 230-1435 (401 amino acids)
Source: RefSeq, a predicted model, not a curated record